AUCGCAGAUCACUGCACAUUAUAGCACCGAGAGAUUAUCCUAAACAUGAGCGUGAAGCAGUGGGAGAACGACGAGGAGAUAAAGAUUUUUCGCGAAUAUUUACGUAUUCCAAGCGUGCAGCCCGAUGUGGAUUAUAGCGCUUGCGUGGAGUUCCUAAAACGUCAGGCGAACAGCCUGAAUCUGCCAGUAGAUGUGGUUCAUCCUGCGCUUCCAACGAAGCCUGCGGUGAUCAUUAAGUGGUUGGGGAAGCAGCCGGAACUCCCUUCGAUCAUCUUGAACUCGCACAUGGACGUGGUUCCCGUGUUUCCCGAGAAGUGGACUCAUGACCCCUUCAGUGCACUCAUGGAUAACGAAGGUAGGAUCUAUGCGCGCGGCUCGCAGGACAUGAAGUCCGUGGGAACUCAAUAUCUGGGUGCCAUUCGCGCCCUCAAAGCCAGCGGCUACCAGCCCAAGCGAACUGUGUACCUCACAUAUGUACCAGACGAGGAAAUUGGCGGAGACCUGGGCAUGCGAGAGCUGGUGAAAGGCGACUACUUCAAGAGCAUGAGCGUGGGCUUUAGCCUGGACGAGGGCAUCUCAAGCGAGGAUGAGACCUACUCGGUUUUUUAUGCGGAGCGCACUCUGUGGUAUCUUAGAUUAAAGUUCAGUGGCACUGCUGGACAUGGAUCCCUGCUGCUGCCCCAUACGGCUGGCGAAAAGUUUAAUUACGUUUUGAACAAGAUGAUGGAGUUCCGCAAAUCGCAGGCCCAACGACUGGCUGAAGACUCAUCCCUUGAUAGUGGCGAUGUGACUGCCGUAAACCUUACUCAACUGAGGGGAGGCGUCCAAAGCAAUGUCGUCCCUCCGCUGCUGGAGGCAGUCUUUGACAUUCGCAUCGCCCUCUCCGUCGACGUGGGUGCCUUUGAGAAGCAGAUACGCGACUGGUGCCAGGAGGCCGGUGGCGGCAUUGAACUAGACUUCGAGAUGAAGUGUCCAUAUGUGGAGCCAACAAAGCUAGAUGCCUCGAAUCCCUUCUGGCUGCCCUUCAAGGAGGCCCUCGAACAGCUUGGUCUCAAAGCCCGCUUCAGGGUCUUUCCUGCUGGAACUGAUAGUUUCUUUAUCCGAGAGGCACGAAUCCCUGCCUUCGGCUUCUCGCCCAUCAACAACACGCCCGUGCUGCUGCACAAUCACGAUGAAUAUCUGCGAGCGGAUACCUAUUUGCGUGGUAUUGAGGUGUACAAGAAACUUAUUCCAGCUGUGGCCGAUGUCUAGGAUAUUUCAUGAUAAAGUUUAUCCGUAUUCGAAGAG
Drosophila persimilis is the source of this 1287-nucleotide messenger RNA. Its product is annotated as aminoacylase-1. The record is from RefSeq and is a predicted model, not a curated record. Gene Ontology annotation, molecular function: aminoacylase activity. Gene Ontology annotation, biological process: amino acid metabolic process. NCBI's taxonomy places the organism in Eukaryota, Metazoa, Arthropoda, Insecta, Diptera, Drosophilidae. Gene Ontology annotation, cellular component: cytoplasm. The transcript has 4 exons. The coding region runs from base 46 to 1251 and encodes 401 amino acids.